Cornus florida is the source of this 2667-nucleotide messenger RNA. Its product is annotated as probable LRR receptor-like serine/threonine-protein kinase At3g47570. Gene Ontology annotation, molecular function: ATP binding; protein kinase activity; protein binding. NCBI's taxonomy places the organism in Eukaryota, Viridiplantae, Streptophyta, Magnoliopsida, Cornales, Cornaceae. The record is from RefSeq and is a predicted model, not a curated record. Bases 1 to 2667 code for a protein of 888 amino acids. Gene Ontology annotation, biological process: protein phosphorylation. The transcript has 6 exons.
AUGGGUGUAGAGGUUUCAAAAGAAAGUGAUGUGUACAGCUAUGAAAUCCUUUUACUGGAGAUGUUUACCGGAAGAAAGCCCACAGACAGCAUAUUUAUUGAAAAUUUUAACCUUCAAAACUAUGCAAAGAUGGCGCUUCCUGAUAGAGUGAUGGAGAUUGCCGGUUCUCUAUUCUUGUUGGAAGAGGAGGAUGCUCAAAGGGCCAGCCAACAUAACAUUGAAUAUGGUAUGGGUGGGGAGUGUGUUUACACUCCCCCUGUCAGCUUUCAGAAGCACAAAGAUAUGGUUUCAAAGCUAUUAAGUUCAACUUCCCUCCUCUUUUACAUCCUUUUUCACGCAAGCUUCAUUUUGCUUGCCUCAAAUUCCACUUUUGGCUUCGCAAAUGAGACAGACAAGCAAGCCUUGCUAGCCAUCAAAGAUCAAAUUGUUGAAGACCCUUUCCAGGUCUUUAGCUCAUGGAAUGAUUCUAUCCACUUUUGUAACUGGAAAGGAGUCACAUGUGGUCGCCGGCAUCAGAGGGUGACCAUCCUAAACUUGCCAUCCUUGAAAUUAGUUGGUUCUUUGUCUCCUCAUAUAGGAAACCUUACCUUCCUUAAGGGCAACUCCUUCCAAGGUGAGUUCCCUACCAAUUUGACUGAUUGCUCAGACAUCAGAGACAUCAAUAUAUCUUCAAACAAUCUUGUAGGAAGAAUUCCUAUCGAAGUAGGAUCAUUUUCUAAUCUUCUACUAUUGGAUCUUUCUGGAAAUCAUUUCACUGGCAACAUACCACCUUCACUGGGGAAUCUCUCCUCUCUUCGCGUACUUCUUCUUGACACCAACAAUCUAAAGGGAAGCAUUCCCUUCGAACUUGGAAAGCUUUCCAACUUGCAAUUUCUUCAAUUGAGUUCCAACAACUUGUCUGGAAUGAUUCCUACCCCACUUUACAACAUCUCAUCCAUCCAUAUCUUUGCUCUAGCUGGCAACCAGUUAAGCGGAAGCCUCUCCCAAGAACUGGGAUUGACCCUUCCAAAACUACAAUCAUUCUUCCUUGCUAUUAACCAAUUCUAUGGGCCUAUUCCACCAUCAUUGGCUAACAUUUCAGCACUUGUUGAUUUUGAUAGUAGUGUUAAUUUUUUCAGAUUUCUACAUCUAGGUGGGAAUUACUUUGGGGAUGUAUUGCCCAAUUCAAUUGCAAAUCUAUCCACCAAGCUCAACACAUUGGAUAUAACUCAAAACUACAUAUCUGGAAGCACACCACAAGGAAUUGAAAACCUCAUCAACUUAAAGCUUUUAGCAUUAGAUGAGAAUAUGCUCACUGGCAGUAUCCCCGAAUCCAUUGGGAAACUUUCUGAAUUGGAACAACUAUUUAUUCCUGGAAAUAAUAUCUCUGGAAAAGUUCCACCAUCUAUUGGCAACAUGUCUGGAUUAAGUAUUCUUGCAUUAGGAGAUAAUAUGUUAGAGGGAAGCAUACCUGUUGAACUGGGUAAUUGCACAAAUCUUCAAUCAUUGGAUCUUCAACUGAAUCACCUCACUGGUGCUAUACCUGAGCAAGUUAUUGGACUUUCUUCCCUCACUGUUGGUCUCUUCUUAAAUCAAAAUUAUCUGACAGGAGCACUACCAUCACAAGUGGGUAACUUGAAGAAUCUUGGGCAAUUGCAUAUUUCAGAAAACAAACUUUCUGGAGAAAUACCAAGCACACUUGGUGAUUGUCUAGUGUUAGAAUACCUACAUAUGGAGGGUAACCUUUUCAAAGGUACUAUUCCAUCAUCUUUACAGCAAUUAAAAGGAAUUCAAGAACUAAAUCUUUCUCAUAAUAGUUUGUCUGGACGGAUUCCAAGCUUUCUAGGCGAGUUACGAAUGAUUGAAUAUCUAGACCUUUCUUAUAAUAAGUUUGAGGGUGAAGUUCCAAAUAAAGGAGUGUCUAUGAAUGUUACUGCAUUUUCAAUUGUGGGAAAUGAUAACCUUUGUGGAGGAAUCAAGGCAUUGCAAUUGCCUGCAUGUCCCACACAAAGGGCAAGAAAGCUCUUUGCACAUAAAGUUUAUCCAACGCUCUCUUAUGCAGAACUUCAACAAGCUACCAAUGAAUUCUCUUCCGCCAACUUGAUUGGUGCAGGGAGUUAUGGUUCUGUUUAUAAAGGAAUUCUCAACUCUGGUGAAGAAAUUGUCACUGUGAAGGUAUUCAACCUUCAACUACUUGGAGCCAACAAGAGCUUCUUGGCUGAAUGUGAAGCUUUGAGGAACAUUCGCCAUCGCAAUCUGGUAAAGAUCAUCACAUCUUGCUCAAGCAUGGACUUCAAAGGAAAUGAUUUCAAGGCUUUGGUCUUUGAGUUCAUGCCAAAUGGGACUUCAGAGAGUUGGUUACACCCAAAUCAAUCUGUGCAGCGGGAUCCAAAGAGCUUGAAUUUAAUACAAAGGCUAAACAUUGCAAUUGAUGUGGCAUCUGCAUUGGAUUAUCUUCAUCAUCAGUGUGACACAACAGCCAUUCAUUGUGAUAUAAAGCCAAGUAAUGUGCUUCUUGACAAUGAGCUUUGCGCUCAUAUGGGUGAUUUUGGUCUAUCAAGGUUUCUUGGAGGCACCAGAGGUAAACCCAAUCGUUCACAAUCUAGUUCUUCAAUUGGGAUUACAAGAACAGGAGGAACAAUUGGUUAUGUCUCACCAGGUAAUUUUUAUCACAUAAUUAUUGCAUAA